GAGUAGCUCCAACUACCGGAGACAAUUUCCUUGUGUGUCCUGUCACAUACUUGGCCAACAAAGCGGAUUCUGAUUCUGAGUUUUUAGAGUUGUGGUACGACCAGUUGAGGGUGUACCGCCUCUCGCCCAGAGUCAGCUGGGAUAGGCUCCAGCACGACCGCGACCCCGGUGAGGAUAAGCGGUACGGAAAAUGGAAGGAUGGAUGGCGUUACGGUGGUCAUUUUCACGUCGUCCAAAUCAGAAUGUGGAUCUAGCUGCUGUAUUUCUAUGCUCAAAAGCAGCGCGCGUGCUCGGCGCAUGCGCACAUUCUAGACGACGAUUUGCACAAGGCUCCAGCAAGCAAGAUGGCGGGAGCCUCCGACCCGCUGGAGGACAUGCUCUUCAAUGAAGUGGACGAGAAGGCGGUGAGCGACUUAGUUGGCUCGCUCGAAUCGCAACUGGGGGAUUCCGAGGCGCCCCCCGCCGCCGCCGCCGGGAAACGCGACGCAGCUCCGGCCGCCUCCGCGAGCCACUUCUCAGGGAAAGUGCGCGACCAGGAGCCGCCGCAACAAGGACACCCGGGGGCGGCUGUAAAGCUCCAGCCGUCGUCCGUCGCCGGUCAGCUUCCCCCUUCUUCUUCUUCUUCUUCUUCUUCUUCUUCUACUUCUACUACUACUUCUACUACUACUUCUACUUCUACCGCUACCUCCUGUGGUGAUGGCGGCGGCGGGGCGGCCAGCCUGCGGACUUUGGGGUCGGUUCUUUCGAGCUCCCCAGUCCCCCAGCCGCCGGGAGUCCAAACUUUGAGCGGCCAGCCAGCCGCCAGCUUCCAGCGGGUUGCACAAGCCCAAGCCCAAGCCGGCGGCAGGACGCCGUCGCCCGGCUUGCAAAGUUUCAACGGCACCACGGGAGCCGUCAAGUUGCUCAACUCUGCCGGUGGGACCCCCCCGGCGACGACGAGUAGCGCUCUUGUGGUCAUGGCCGCCCCCGCCAACUUCCACCAGGAAGCCGAGUCCGCGGCUCCCAUGCCUCCCGCCGCCCUCCAGCACAGACUCCCCAGCGCGAUCGUCAACGCCGCUCACAACGGCCUGGAGCCCAAAGUAGGGCCGCCGGUGCCACCGGGGACUCCCUCGCCGUCUCAGGUGGUGAACCACAGCAAGAUGCCGAUGGCGGGUCAGCCCCCUUCCGGGAACUCUGUCAUCCUGACCGGCACCACGCCGUCCCCCGCCGCCCCCGGGAUCAAGCCGGCCGUAAACGGGCUGGGCCAGGCGAGAGCGGCCGUCGCCGUCCAGCCGCAGAGAGCCGGGCCGGCGGCCGAGACCGUCCGGCCGGCCGCCCCCCAGCCCCCGUUGGCCGUCCGGCCUCAGCAGCAGGCCACCAUCCAGCUGCCCCCCGGCUUCACCAUGCCCGCAGGCAUGGUUCUGGUCCGCGUCGAGACGGGUCACCUGGUCAUGGUACCGCAGCAGGUUCUGGCCCAAGCGCAGGCCAAGACGCAGCAGAGUCCCGGCGUGACCGCCGUCCCUCAGAGGCCCGCCGCGCCCGCCGCCAUCCGGGUCGGCAUCGCCGCUCCGGCUCCUGGCACGCCUCAGAACAUCCACCUGGCGACGCCCCCUCAAACCAAACCGCUUCAGUCUCCUUCCUCUUCUUCCUCCUCCUCGCCAUCCUCGUCCUCCUCGGUACAGGCCAUCACGGUGACUUCUGGCGCCCCCUUCUCGGCAAAGACGCCCCUGCCCCCGAAGACGCAGACGGCCGCGGCGACGGUCGCCGUCAAUUCGGCCCCGCCGCCCGCGAGCGGCGCCGCGCCGGCCGGCGGCCGAGUGUCUGUGGUGUCGCAGGAAAUGCAGGAAAACGUGAAGAAGUGCAAAAACUUCCUGGCCACGCUCAUCAAGCUGGUGUCCAACAACUCACCCUCGCCUGACACAUCCAAGAAUGUCAAAGCGCUCGUCCAGGACCUCCUCGAUGCAAAGAUCGAGCCUGAGGAGUUCACGAGUCGUCUGCAGGCGGAACUGAAGUCAUCUCCGCAGCCCUACCUCAUCCCCUUCCUCAAGAAAAGUCUUCCUGCCUUGCGUCAGUCGUUACUCAGCAGCCAGCAGUCUCUGACCCCGCCCCCCGCCUGCACCCCGCCCGCGGCCGCCGUCCGGCCGCGUUUACCCGUCGGAACCCCCGGCGUCCGGAUGAACGCGCCGCUCGCCACCGCAACCAUGGCGACUGGUCGAGGCUGCGUGCAGACUCUUCGCGGUCCCCUUGUGGUGGGCAUGAGAACUCCGGGCGCAUUGAUGCGAGGACCCGCCGCCCCGGUCGCUAAGAGCGUCGUCACUUUGGCGCCGCCGGCCAAUCAAAAGAAGCUGGGAGACCCGGGGGGCGGGACAUUCAGAGACGACGACGACAUCAAUGACGUGGCGUCCAUGGCCGGCGUCAACCUGAGCGAGGAGAACGCCCGUAUACUGGCCACCAGCUCCGGGUUGGUGGGCACCAAGAUCCGCUCGUGUAAGGACGAGGCCUUCCUGCCCGCCGGGUUGCUGCACCGACGUCUGAUGGACACAGCUCGGCGGCUCGGCGUGAGCGAGGUUCCGCUGGAAGUGGUCAACUUGGUGUCGCACGCCACGCAGUCGCGCCUGCGCUCGCUGCUGGAGAAAGUGUCUGCGCUAGCUCAACACCGUUCGGACGUCGUCAAGGACGAAGAGCAUCACGAGCAGACGAGCGACGUUCGCUCUCAGCUUCGCUUCUUCGAGCAACUGGAGCGUCUGGAGAAGCAGCGGAAGGACGAGCAAGAGAGGGAGAUCCUGCUCAAGGCCGCCAAGAGUCGAGCCAGACAAGAAGAUCCUGAGCAGGCUCGUCUGAAGCAGAAGGCCAAAGAGAUGCAGCAGCAGGAGUUGGCGCAAAUGCGCCAACGCGACGCCAACCUCACGGCGCUCGCCGCCAUCGGGCCCCGAAAGAAGCGCAAGAUGGACUCGCCAGGCGGCACCGCAGCCUGCGCCGAGGUGUCGUCUGGCGCUUCUGCGUCGGGUGCGUCUUUGUCGUCGUCCGUGUCGUCGCCGCGCCAGCCUUGGCGUCAGCGCAUCACCAGAGUCAACCUCAGGGACUUGAUCGUGUGUCUGGAGCAGGACGGCAGCACCGCGCGAUCGCUCACGCUCUACAAGGCGCUGCUCAAGUGAGCGCCACCGCCGGCCCGGACCCCCGCCCUCCCCUCGCGCUCCGCGAGGUGCCUCAAGCGAGGGCGGACCGCCACCGCCCCGGCCCUCCCGCCGCAGUACGAGGCACCGCUCGAGUGAGGACAAGACCCCCAGCCCCGUACAUGUGCCGUCCCCGUCAGCACGGCAACACCAUCCUGUAUUAUCACACGACCACGCGGGGACGGAUCAGCCGGAAGCCGUUAGCUCUUAGCUCGGAUUUUGUGGCAACCGUUUGUUAAAGGGUUCUUGUCCUAACCUGCGCACUCGGUUUCAUAACACUAAAAUGUUGUGGCUCCGCCCACAGACGUAUCUAAACAGUCGGAGGCGGGCCGGUCGAGGACGAUCAUGAUUUGACCGUGAAGGGCCGUAGAUGAAAUGCUAGCAGGCACUUUUUUUUCUACUAUGCUAAGACGCUAAAGUUUUGUAAGCGUGUCGCGAUUGUCGUUCUACGAAGGUUCGGAUUGUUCAAGUCAAGUCGGUGGAGCGAAGACGCGGUGCACGCUUUGUGGUCUGCGUCGCGUUCCCGCUCGCGCCGCAGCGCGCGGACUUUCACACUUUGAUCUUGUCAUGCAAAAUGCAGUUUUUCUUCACUUUUUACGACUUUUUGCAGGUUUUUAAUGCUUUGUUUUGGUCGUCGUGACGAGCGCCACGGUCGCUGCGUCCGCUCCAACUUUUACCAUUAUUUAUAUUUCCUACAUUCUCUACUCGAUCAUGGACUUUUACACUUGUUUGUACCUUUACUCAAAUAAAAUAAAGACCUUUGGAAAGUGCACACGAGUCACAUGAGCGGGCAGUGAUGUCACCUCAUCUGGACUGGCAGGUCUGGGCGAACUGUUCUGCUCAAGGGCCUCAUUUGAUUUUCAACAUUGGAUGCAUGGGCCAUUGGUAGAUGAGGUUAACAAUAAUAAAAGUCUUUCUCAUGUCUUU
Molecule: messenger RNA, 4079 nt
Organism: Phyllopteryx taeniolatus (common seadragon)
Lineage: Eukaryota; Metazoa; Chordata; Actinopteri; Syngnathiformes; Syngnathidae
Product: transcription initiation factor TFIID subunit 4-like
Exons: 15
Coding region: 345-3134 (929 amino acids)
Biological process (GO): DNA-templated transcription; transcription initiation at RNA polymerase II promoter
Cellular component (GO): transcription factor TFIID complex
Molecular function (GO): DNA binding; protein heterodimerization activity; RNA polymerase II general transcription initiation factor activity
Source: RefSeq, a predicted model, not a curated record